Molecule: messenger RNA, 5841 nt
Organism: Apis mellifera (honey bee)
Lineage: Eukaryota; Metazoa; Arthropoda; Insecta; Hymenoptera; Apidae
Gene: dally
Product: division abnormally delayed protein
Exons: 8
Coding region: 642-2561 (639 amino acids)
Biological process (GO): cell migration; regulation of protein localization to membrane; positive regulation of canonical Wnt signaling pathway
Cellular component (GO): plasma membrane; cell surface; extracellular region
Source: RefSeq, a predicted model, not a curated record
AGUGGGAGAGUGUCAGUCGGUCGAAUUGUGAAUACGCGGUGCCGCUCUCGGCACUUCAGUCGCAUCGAGCUACUCGUGGAACGCGUGUCGUGUUGUGCAUGCAUGCAUGCUUGCGUGCGGUUAAACGUGCGUGCAUGUGUGUGCUUAUUAUUGUGGUGUACCCGGAGUGGUCGCGUGUGCAUGUGUGCGGGUCAUAACACGGUGUUGCGCGGUCUCGACAGUGCAUGUCGUGAUUACUAUAGCCAUCGUCUCGUCUGUCCGUCCAUCGCGAUCACGCCAAAUGCACGUCUCGCGCUUCUCGAGAUCUUGCAGUAACACCCGUGGUUGUUGCUGUGCCGUUUGACAGCGCGGCCGAUUCGAAGAACGAAGAGGAAAGGGGAAGGAAGCCGCGUCUAGUCCCGCGGUUGAUGACUCUUCGAACGAUCGUACCGAAUACGCGACAACGAAGGAGGAGAAAGAGGAAUUGAAUCGUCUCGUUGCUCGUGCUGCGUCUCUUUCUCUCUGUUCUUCUUGCGCUUCAGAGCACGAUUUACGGAACUUACCACCAAUCUUUUUCGCACAGUUUCCGCUCCCGGUUUCUCUUUCUUUCGCUUUUGCUUUUCUUUACCGAUUCAUCUCGCCGAUUUGGCCAUUUUGCCAAAAUGAAAAUAAUUCAGAGGUAUCGUCGUGCGAUUCUGGCACCUGUAUCGAUCGUGAUAUUAUUAUGCGGUUGUACCGAUCUCGUGUCAUCUCGAUCGCCACGUUUUGCCGAACAUCCGAAAAAUGAUAGCGAUUUCGUGUCCGUUGAUUGUGAACGUGUUAAGCCGUUUUUCGAGAGCAAGAAUAUCACGAUCUUGGUUGAUAGGAAGCAAGCUACAGCAGAAGACAUCGCAAAAACAACUUGUAACGGCAUGUGCUGCGACCGGGACACCGAAGAACAGUUAAGACAUCAAGCCAGGGCAGAUUUCCACGACUUGAUCCAUCAUCACAGCAGAAGUUUGCAAGGCCUUUUGGCUACAACGGCGGACGCGUUAAGGGAAACGGUGACGAUGCUCGCGAGACAGUCGGAGAACAAAACUUUAACACUGUUCGAUCAAGUGUAUCGGACGAUGGCGGUAUCGAGCAGGCCCUCGAUAAAAGCCCUGUACCAGGCGAUGGUCGAUUACGUGUCACCGAGCAACACGCCGGACAGUUUGCAGCAACCGUUGACGCGGGACAUGCUUCAAGAAAGGUUCAUCGAGUUCUUCGCCAAAUUGUUCCCGAUCGCGUAUCACGGCGCCGUGAAUCCCCGCCAAUACGAGCAAGAUUUCACGGAGAAGUUCAAGACGUGCCUGUACGAGACGAUGGAACAGAUCCAACCGUUCGGCGACAUACCGGUCCAGGUCGCGAAAUCGGUCUCGAAAAGCCUGGAGGCGACCCGGGUCCUGGUCCAGGCGUUGACACUCGGCAAAACGGUGCUGGACAGGACCGACAGCGUGCUGUUCUCCGGCACAAGCCCCCAGCAGGAGGCCUGCUACGCCGCCCUCCUCAGGAUGACCUAUUGUCCAAGGUGCAAGGGCAUCGGUCCCUCCGUCAGGCCCUGCAGUGGAUUCUGCACCAAUGUCAUGAGAGGUUGCCUGACGCAGCCAGCAUCCGAGCUGGACCUGGCUUGGUCCGGUUACGUGGAAACAGUGGAGAGGCUCGUGGUGGCGGUCGACGGUCGUAACGAUCCGUUGGGCCUGAAUGCCGAGAGGGCUGUCAGACAAUUGGACACCCGCAUUUCGGACGCCAUUAUGCACGCAAUGACGGACGGACCGGCGCUCGAGGAAAAGGUGAGGAAGGUGUGCGGCCGCUCGGAGCUGGAGCCAUCGCCGUCGAGCGAGAGGAGCGUCGCGGACGCAGCCGGUGGAACGGGGAAAUCGUCGUCCUCGUCCUCGUCGUCGGGCGGGAUCGAGAUGCACGCAGCUGCCGCUGCGCCGCCCAGCCGGACCUUGCCGUCCCAGUUGCACGUGCAGCUCGGCAAUUUCCUGGCAAGCGUGGUCAGGUCUCGCACCUUCUACGGCACCCUGGCCGACACGAUCUGCGAGGAGUAUCCGGACAAACGGUGCUGGAACGGCGAACGAGUCGGGGAGUACACGAAGACAGUGGCGGACUCGAGUUUGACGGCGCAGAGGUACAACCCGGAGUUCACCGUGACGACGAUGUCGCCGACGACGGCUUCCUACGGCAACGCGAACACCAGCGUGCUCAUUGACCAAUUGAGGCACAUUAAUCAGAUAUUGCAGUCUCAGUUGGCGUCUGCGCCCGACAGCGGAACGUUGCUCGGUGACGAGGCAUUGGACGGUUCUGGUAGCGGCGACCGGCCUAUAUGGAAUAAGAAAAACAAAGACGAGGAUAUAGAUAACGACGACGAGGACGUGCACGGUUACGACCACGACGACGAGGAGGCGUCUGGAUCCGGAAUGGGACCCACCACACCUGAUCCAAUGCUGAAGACGAAUCACGAGAAUCCGGUGACGGCCGGCGCUGGAUCGAGCAUCAUCCUGCUUUCGUCCAUCGUUUCGAUGGCGAUUGGCUGUUGUGCACCGUUGUUGAUCGCUUAAGUUGCGGAGCGUGGACGUGGAAAGAAGGGAACGAUUCGUAGCCGCGAUCUACUAGGAUAACACGUAGAGAGAGAGAGAGCGAGAGAGCGAGAGAGAGAGCAAGAGAGAGAGAGAGCGAUUUUUAGUGCCCGCGUCGGGGAAUAGGAUGAUCCUACUCGACACGAGGGAUGGAUCGAUCCGAUUCCGAAUCUUACGAAAUCUGCUUUAUAGUUUGUAUAUCUGUGCCGCCUGACCGGGACAAAGCGAGCAAAACUGUCCGGGAAACUAUAUAUAUAUAUAUAUAUAUAUAUAACGGGGGAUUAAUCUGUUUCGUUGUUCGUGACUCGGAAGAAAUAUCGAAUGCGUGCCGAUCGAUCGGUCGAUCUGUUCGAUCGAUCGAGCGAGCGAACGAACGAACGAAUCAAGACUGUGUUUUUUUUAUUCCAAGUUUGAGAGAAAGAGAGAGAGAGUGAGAGAGAGAGAGAGUGAUCCAUUUUUGGACGAUCGAGCAUACGACGAAGAUAUUUUUUUCCCAGAGGAGGAUGAUGAUGAUGAUGAUCGUUCCACGCAUAGAGAGAAAGAAACCAGAGUGUUGCUCAGUAGCUAGCUCUCAGUGGCUCGGUGUUGAAUAGCCGGAAGCGAAAGUGCACGAUGGGAUCGCGUCCUGUGUUCGAACGAUCGAGAAUGAAGAGAAUUGAUGGGAAGAGGUCGAAGGAACGAGGAACGAGGACGUCUACUUGCAAAGUAGGAGGACGAAGAGAAGAGAAGAAUUGUAAUUUAGUUAGUGUUAGAGCGGAAAAUUCUGUGUCCGGAGGGAAUUGAAAAAUAUUCGGUCGGGAAUGCCGAUGCGAAAAAUAUACGCGGAGAUUAUUAUAUCCAUAUUCCUGUUUUACGAUGGCCAUUCUCGACGAGAAAAUUAUUAUUAUUAUUAUUAUUAUUAUUAUUAUUAAUAUUAAUUAUUAUUAUUAUUAUUAUUAAUUAUUAUUAAUAUUAUUAUUAUUAUUAAUUAUUAUUAUUAUUAUUAUUAUUAUUACUAUUAUUAUUAUUACGUUGCGAAAAAGCCGAGCAGCGCAAUUUUGUUUUGUUUCUCGCGGCGAGAAGGAAGUUGACCCGUUUUGUACUAAAUUGGUGGGGAUAAUCCACGCACAAGGGACAUUACGGCCUGUGGAAAAUCGGAUUUGAAAGGAAGGAAAGAUGGAAAAGGAAUAGUAAUUUUACGAUAGACGAGAGGAGAGAGAGAGAGAGAGAGAUUAAUUACCUUGUACUUUUUUUUAUUUAUGCGAUAUCAUAGUGAAAAUCAUGUUUGGAAAAAAAAAAAUAAAAAGCGAAUUGAGCGAAACACGAGGUAAUAAAUGUAUAAACGUACGUUUAAUUCGCAUAAUUCUACGAGAAACAAUUAUAUUCAGAGAGAGAGAGAGAGAGAGAGCGUGAAGACACACAGAGACGAGAAUAUGGAUAAAUGUUUCUUUCUCGCCAUAAUAUCGAAAAAAUGAAAGGGACAAAAUAUUUAUACUGUACUGUACUACGAAACAGGAUCAAAGAUGUAUUCCUUUCUGAAAGUACGACGAUUUUAACAACAACAACAACAGCAGCAGCAGCAUCAGCAGCAGCAACAGCAACGAACAGCAAUAAUAAGUAAACGCCGCGAAGAGAUUUCUCGCUUUUAGCGAUUCCAAGUGUAUGGUUUCGCGACGAGCGAAGCCUUAAGAAAAAAAAAAAAGAAAAAAGAAAAAAAAAACAACCGUGACUUCGAUCCUUGUGCCUCGCGUUUUGCACUGUUCUUCGUCACGCACGAAUUACCUCUCGUUCGCGGUGACGCUUUUUUUGUCGCCGAUGCCGAUACACGAACUAUAAUGACGGGUAUGAAAUUAUUCCCGUCCAGUGAUAUCGCGUGUGCAUGCCAUAUAACGAAGCUAACUGCCAAAAUGCCAGUUGCGCGACCAAAGGUGUUUUUCUUCUCGCUUCGAACGAGGUCGCCACUUGUCUUUCGGACAUAUAUACGAUCGAAAUACUUCUUUCGUUCUCGAUCGCAUCCAAACAAUCGUUACAUCGUUCAAGGAUAAUUUCUACGCGAAUCUGGAGGAAGAAUUUGCCAAAUGGAUUUUUCUUUUCUUUUUUUUUUUUUUUUUUUUUUUUUUUUUUUUUUUUUUUUUUUUUUUUUUAAAUCGUACGCUGUGAACGACUCGAUCGGACGAAAUUUGUGUGUGCAAGAUUGGAUGGUUCGAGCGAAUCAAGAAUCUCGUUCUUGGACGUCUAAUCGUUGAAAAGUGUGUUUACGACGAAUAGUGUUUCGAAUUCAAAUUCCUGGGAAACAUUGGGUUUCUCGUAUUCGAUGCGUAACGAUAAAGGCGAUCGAUUCGAUGGUACUGCUACUUCGAGAAAGCGAAGAGGUUAGGUUACGUUUGUAGUCGAGAGUUUGUACACGUGCCAUAAUUUUUUAUCGUGUCAUCGUUCAGAUCGACUGUUUUUUUUUUUUUUUUUUUCGAAAUUUCAUUCAAUACCUUGUUUGGUAUUUAGUAAGAGUGUUUUCAAGUGCCAAAAAAAAGAAAAAUCGCGUCAACGUUUUAGACGUCUAAGCUUCGAAGCGAACUUCGAUUUUGGCGGUUUGCUUUUCGAUUAAGAAAAAAAAACGACUUACGGCGAGCGUCGAGUAAGUAUUCGUGCGUCAAUUAAUCGCAAAGUGAAAUUAUCGGAUAUUUUUAAUAUUUUUACGCUUGUUAAAUUAAAAUUAUCGUAUUUUUCCCGAAUCGAUAUAUUCGUCCUUUUUUUCUUUCGCGUGCGAUCGGACGGCGGUAUUUCACGCCGUGAUUAAUUAUCGCACGAAUUAUUUCUCUAGGCCUGGCUAGCUAGCCGUGAUAGACUAUAGCGUGUAACAAAGUGUGUAGGAAGAGCGAUGGAGACGGGAAUCUGUCGGUGUAACCUCGUAUGCGUCGACUCUCGUAUACACGGCCACACUGAUUUUGUACAUUUGAUUUCUCGGAUCUUUGAGGGUUAGUGCCUUUUUCCAAUAUCCCUAUGGCCGUGACGUCGUAGACAUCAUCUCACGCCCGACAGAAGGAAACAAGAAGAGAGCGCCAAAUCGUCGAUAUAAAUAAAAAAAGAAAAAAGGAAAAAGAAAAAAAAAAAAACUGUACAGGGCAUUUCAUUCUGCUGAAGAAGAAAGAACGACCUGUGUGAGCGCGUGUGAGCGACUUUCUUCUUUCCCUCCCUUUUUUCCCUAAUUUUUUGUAACGCCUCUCUCCUGUAAAAGAAAUUCGAAUUAAACCUCUCCGUGGCGAGAUGAAUCCAUUUUGAAGAAACA